AUGUCAAGUGGUAAUAACUAUGGACUAUUAAAUUCUGAUGACAAUGACAAUGACAAUGAUGUAACAUAUCAUUAUGAAUCCAGUUCAGAUGACACUGAUGAUACAUCUAAUAAAAUGAAAAAAAGAAAAUAUAGAUAUGAAUACUUUGUAGGUCCUGUUGCCUAUGCAGAAAAUGAUACAAUUGAUGGUGUUUCUGAAAUAUUAUUCUUGAAUUAUAUUCUUGCUGGAACCAAUAAACAUGAUGGCAUACAACAAUAUGUUGAAUUUCUUAAACAUUAUCUUUCACCUGGAGUCUUGAAUCUUUGUCAUAAUCUAGAUAGAAUUUGUAGAAAAAGUUACCUUGAAUGUAGACAAUUAAUUAAAAAAUGGAAUAAGGAUAAUGAUAAUCCCACAGAUGAUGAGAAUUUAGUCAUUGAAGCCUAUGAUGAAUCAAUUACUCAAAAAAUUUUAAAGUUAAAUAAUAAUAUUCCUGAUCAAAUAACUAAAACAAAAACUCAGAAUUUUUGUCAAAAUGAAUAUAAUGUCACUGGAUUUUGUAGUAGACAAUCUUGUCCAUUGGCAAAUAGUCAAUAUGCAACUGUUCGUGAAAUAAAUGGUACAAUUUAUUUAUAUACAAAAAUCGCUGAAAGAGCUCAUACUCCUGCAAAAAUAUGGCAAAAAACAAAACUUUUAAAAAAUUAUAAAAAAGCUUUAGAACAGAAUUUUUUAUAUCGAUAA
Molecule: messenger RNA, 717 nt
Organism: Entrophospora sp. SA101
Lineage: Eukaryota; Fungi; Glomeromycota; Glomeromycetes; Entrophosporales; Entrophosporaceae
Source: the annotation of a GenBank genome assembly